GAACUUACAGAGAUCCGCCUGCCUCUGCCUCCCAAGUACUGGGAUUAAAGGCAUGCACUACCACCACCCUACCCAGCUAAAGACAUUUUUACCAUGAAUCUUUAGCACGGGGGUAAGGCAAAGAGAUGCUCAGGGGAAGAAUAGGUACACCUAUGUGUGGAUGUAGGAUUCUCAAAGGAGUGCUCUAUGCAUGGUUUGAUUCGUUUUAUUUUACUGUUUUAUAUAUUUGAGUGGCUUUGCGUGCGUGCGUGCGCGCUUGCGCUUGUGUGUGUGUGUAUGUGUGUGUGUGUGUGUGUGCUCGCCCGCGCACGUGUACCAUGGGCCUGCCUGGUACACUUGAAGAUUAGAAGACAGUGUCAGAUCCUCUGGAACUGGAGUUUAUUGUAAGCCAACAUGUGGGUUGGAAUCAAACACAGUUCUCUGCAAGAGCAACAAGAACAAGUGCCCUCAGCCACUGAGCCCACUCCAGCCCACCUUAUUGUUUCGUCAUAUAUAUGUUGCUGACCUGAACUCAGGUCCUCAUAUUUGUGCAGCAGACACUUUACCAACCUGUCUUUACAGUGACUAUGUAUACGAUCUGUGACUUUUUUUGUUGCGUUACUCAGAGAGUAUAAUUUAAAAGAAGGCUUAAAGGGUAGAGAAUUUCCUUUUGCAAACAAAAUUGCAAAGUAUAUGUUAUUGUUUGGGUUUGGAAAUGAGAGCGAAGUUUUACAUAUAUAACUCAAGGUUAUAUAUGUAAAUCAUUUCAGCUGUAUGUCGGCAUGCUUUGUUUAUCGUCUUUGACAUAACUAUCUGAGAUGUCUCAGGAAAACAUCCAUUGUCUCUGCACACAGCUUUGGCUUUAUUGGUGGCCCAGAGCUUCCUACAGUUAACACGAUAAUUGUUGCUGUACAGAAUCCCUUCAGCUAUGGAAUAUCUGUGUAGAGUGUGUCUGAUAGAAUAAGCAGUCAAGCGUCUUUGAGAUUUGGGAACACAGAGACUCACUGCAGAGCCUACAUAGCUAGGGCUCACUUCAAAGCCCCUAGGUAAUCAAGGAUGACUGUGGAUUUCUGAUCCUCUUGCUUGUUCCUCUCCAUUGCUGAAAGUGAGCACACAUAGUACCACUCAUGCCCCGCCAGUUUAGGUGAGAAACAGGGCCUGGGGCUUCACGCACAGCAGGCACGUGAGCCACAUCCCCAGCCUCUUGCACCCUUUCUAAAACUAAACAACAUAAUUUAACUAUGACUAACCCUGGCAGCGCACCCCCACCUGGCAGCAAGGAUGACCACUGAGCAGUUGGAAGGGCUGGCUCUAAAAUCCUUCCGUGCUCUAUCAGGAUGGCAAGUCAUUCAAGUUUGUGCAGAGUCUCCGGUUCACCACCUGCAAAGUGAAGGUGCCGAGAAGAGCCUGCUGCAGUCAUGGAAGGGGAGCCCUGGGAGGAAGGAAGUACAUUUAGGGGAGGGUAAGGACGAAGCUUCACUAGGCUCUGAAGCAUUCGAUGGUGCCAGAUCAGCAAUGGAGGCUGUCGACGUGGCUCAAAAUCGAGGCUGGAAGCAGGAAAACCAGCCGCUGAUCUCACGCAACCUUAUUUUAUUUAUUUUUUGUUUUUUCAAGAUAGGGUUUCCUCUAUAGCUUUGGAGCCUGUCCUGGAACUAGCUAGCUCUGUUGACCAGGCUGGCCUCGAACUCACAGAGAUCCGCCUGCCUCUGCCUCCCGAGUGCUGGGAUUAAAGGCGUGCACCACCACCGCCCGGUGCAACCUUAUUUUAAACGUGAAGCUUAGAAGCCUGACCAACACUUGAAUUUGCCACUGCUCUUCCCUGGGAUCCUGAUUACAGAAACCCGGGAACCCUCCCCAGCUUCCCACAGCGUCCAGACUUGCUGAAGCUCAGGCCUUGGAAACAUCUGAAACUCAUGUAUAGAAUCCAGGUCAGGGCAGAGGCCCUCGCGUUAUAUAAUAAACUUUAAAACAAUCAGGUUAUCAGUUGGGUUCUAGACCAAAGUCGUGUCUGGAGACACUGUAAUGCUUGUAUUACAAUUCAAACACCUAGAAAACAAUUUGGUCAAGAUGUUACAAAAAAAAUAGUUUAGGCAAGAUGUGGACCAUGCAGAGAGCAUACUGUUAAAUUUUAAGGCACACGUGCGGUGGUUGACAUAGAAUAUUUUUCAGGAGACAACAAUGAAGUUCACUUUGUAGACCAGCUUACCUGUAACACGGUGAAAAAAACAAAACCUCAAACAAAGCACAUAGGCUGUGGACUUCAGGACUGUCCUGGGGUCCUUUGUUGUUUGUGCUUGAGACAGCUUCUCCCUCUGUGGCCCAAGCUGGCCUGGGCUUUGGUACCAAUCCUCCUGCCUCCGCCCUCCUAGUGCUGGGGUGGGAAGCAUGCGCUACUACACUUGGCUCACUGCAGUUAGAAGCGGGUGCUGUAGCUUGAGGUGGAGGGUAGAGAGCGGGACCUAAGUCACACACACACACACACACACACACACACACACACUGUAAUGAGCAUGGAAAUUGAUUCCUCUGAAUGAGUAGAAAAAGGGCAAUCUAUAGUGUAGGUAAAGUAGGAAAUCUAUAGUAUAAGGAUAAGUAUAAUAUAGAAAAUAGAAAAUUAAGUAAGAAAACUGUGUGAAGUAGAAAACUAUUAAGGUGAAAUAUUAAGAGAACAUUUUUGCCCACUUAGAGGCUGCAGCCAAUAACCUUGGUAACAAAAGUAAUCUUGCCACACGAGAAGGACCCCACCCUUCUGUGUCCAGUCAAUACCGAUAGCCUAGGACAUCUGGCUAUCAGAAGGAUCAGACUUAAUUUUCUAUUUUCUAUAUUAUACUUAUCCUUAUACUAUAGAUUUCCUACUCUACCUACACUGUAGAUUCCCCCUUUUCGAAUCAUUCAGAGGAAUCUGUUUCCAUGCUCAUUACACACACACACACACACACACACACACACACACACACACACAUCUCCAUUCUAAUGCUCUGAAGUGCUUAAAGCACCUACUAAAAGUUCACUAUUUUCAGGGGAAAAAAAAACUUUUUUUUUUUUUUUGAAAAAGCUUCUCCUCCUAGUCUUUUCUGAUUCAUUUCCUUCUUCUUUCAUCUCGGUUUUUGUAGGGGGGAUGACAGUCCCUCCCACAAAUGAGCUCAUUCCAACCAGAACCCAAGGCCAGUAUUUAUCUGUUAAAUCACAAACCCUUCCUUUCAGACCAGUUGACAGUUUCUAGUGGGAGUCUGGGAGAGGGACUAGAAAGGACCAGUGCUGGUUCUGACCUUUACCUCAUUUACCUGGUGCUGCAGUCACAGGCUGCCUUUUUCUGAGCAGCCGUGGACCCAUAUUCCCACUCCUAACUGGAGGGUCUGUCCCCUACGGCAGGGCUGUGGGCAGAUCAAGACGGAAGCUGGGGAUGCUGGGUUGUAAACAGAGCCCCCACACCCCACCCGCCCAAGACAGAUGGGAUCAUGGCUACUGAAUAAGAGAAAGCAAAGCCAGACCUCUCUCUUACAGUCUCCCCAAAUUUCUUUCUCCAAUUCCUCCUCCCCACUUCUAAAGUUUUCUACAUUGUAUUCGCCACACCUGAAUAAUAAAAGCCGAGGAACUGAACCGUUAAAAAACAGGAAGGGUCAAGAUAUAGUUACAUUCAAAUUACGGAGACAGGCAAAAGGAACACAAAUUCGGAGCCAAAUUUCUACUUCAGGUUUCAUCUACAUCAGUGACACAGUCUUAAACUUCGGUCUUUGGUCUUCCAAAAACAAGAAGGCAAAUGCUGUAUGUAUACUGUCAUUUGCCCCAGAGGCCACCGGAAAUGGCAUCACCUCCCCAGACACUGGCUUAUGAAAGUUCCAACACCCAGUGUUGAACUUAUUUACCCAGAAGACAGUCUGGGCCAUUCAGAUCUACAGCCAAGAAAGGACUCUAUCUAGGGACAAAAUCUGGAAUCAACGGAGAGACACCUUUUUAAAAAAAAUACCACCUGGGGUUUCAAUGACAAUUCCCAGACCCAGCUUGUGCAAAAGAGGGAGCUAAGAGGCGCCGCGCAGGGCAUCAUGGUUCGCCUGUUGGCCUCAGAAGUUCAGCAGCUUCUCCACAACAAGUAUGUGGUCGUCCUUGGGGACUCUGUACAUAGGGCGGUAUACAAGGACCUGGUGCUCCUGCUGCAGAAGGAUUGCCUGCUCAGUCACAAGCAGCUCAGAACCAAAGGGGAGCUGACAUUUGAAAAGGAUCAGCUGAUGAAGGGAGGCGAGCUGGACACCCUACACAACCGCACUGACUACCGCGAGGUGCGCGAGUUCUGCUCCGACCAUCAUCUGGUGCGCUUCUACUUCCUCACGCGCGUCUAUUCUGAGUACAUGGAGAGCGUCCUAGAGGAGCUGCAGUCGGGCACGCAUGCGCCAGAUGUGAUCAUUAUGAACUCUUGCCUCUGGGACGUCUCCAGGUAUGGGCGGAAUUCCUUGAGUAGCUACAAGCAGAACCUGGAGAACCUGUUUGGGCGCAUGGACCAGGUACUGCCCAAGUCAUGCCUGCUAGUGUGGAACACUGCCAUGCCUUUGGGUGACAAGAUCAAGGCGGCCUUCCUCCCUCAGAAGUGUAAGGGCCAGUACCGGAUCUCGGUGGCCACCCUGAAAAAAAGAGUGAGCCAAGCCAAUUUCUACAGCCAUGCUGAAGCAACCAAGCGCUGCUUCGAUGUGCUGGACUUAAAUUUCCACUUCCGGCAGGCCAAGAAGCAUCUGCAGGGAGAUGGGGUGCACUGGAAUGAGCAUGCACACCGCCGACUCUCCUACCUGCUGCUUGCCCACAUGGCUGAUGCUUGGGGGGUGGAUCUGCCCCACCGAGACCCAUGGGAGCCUGGUCCUGUGGUGUGGGAAAGUCCGAGUCAGGUAGAAGAAUGGCAGCCCCCAUUCAAUAGAGGUCCCCAGGCCUUUGCCUUGUCUCCACCCAUGCCUCUUCCCAGGCCACGCCCACUGUUCCCACCCCCUGGCUUGCCCUUAAGGCCCCCACCCCUCCUAGCAUGUUCCCUACCCCCACCUCAGGCGACACCCCCAUUACCACACUAUCCACAAGAUUCCUAUUUUUCCUCGGACCAUGUUUUCCAGUCAGAUGAAUUCUAUAUUCAUUCAGAGGACCCCUCACCUACCCACACAGGAUACACCUUUGAGGGUGACUUUAGUUUUUAUCCCCAACCACCCAUGCCCAACUUCCGCCCACCCUGUUACCAGCGCCAGGCCCCUGUGGUACAUAGGGGUUUCCCGAGGUAUCUUGCUCAUGGCCCCUAUAUGCCCUGGAGAGAGAGGCCCAGGCGACCUCAAAGACAUGCCCCAGCCUGCCUAGAGUCAAGGCCUCAGUAGCCUGACUUAAACCCCUUUACCUCUGGGUGGGGCUAUGUGAUGUUGACUUUCCCUUUUCAUGUCUCAGUCUCCACACACUGACCUUGCUACUUAAACCCAGCUAGUCCCAUGUUGGACGUCUCUGUGUUCACUGCUGUUAGAGACAAGGAAUAGCACACUGGCCCACUCCUGCUGCCUGAGGAGGUCUCUUUCCCCCAGUGACCAAGCAAGCAUUCUUACUACCUCCCCCCAUCGCUAUUCUUGUUGCCUUUUUGUAAAAAUAAAAUUGAAAUACAGAAAUUA
This is a messenger RNA of Myodes glareolus (Bank vole), 5603 nucleotides long. It is a transcript of the gene Pced1b, whose product is annotated as PC-esterase domain containing 1B. NCBI's taxonomy places the organism in Eukaryota, Metazoa, Chordata, Mammalia, Rodentia, Cricetidae. The record is from RefSeq and is a predicted model, not a curated record. Gene Ontology annotation, molecular function: hydrolase activity, acting on ester bonds.